Penicillium cinerascens is the source of this 1653-nucleotide messenger RNA. RefSeq lists its product as uncharacterized. The record is from RefSeq and is a predicted model, not a curated record. NCBI's taxonomy places the organism in Eukaryota, Fungi, Ascomycota, Eurotiomycetes, Eurotiales, Aspergillaceae. The transcript has 2 exons. The coding region runs from base 1 to 1653 and encodes 550 amino acids.
AUGUCUCCAGAAUGCCCCACGCUGGUUGAAGCGUCCGAGACUCCGCUCUCCAUGGAAACCGAUACAGUCGUUGUCGGCAAUGGGCCGUCGGCUAUGAUCCUUUCCUACAUCCUCCAUGGUCAUCUCCCCUUCUACUUCCGGGACCCUCCACACCCAGAUCAUUUGCUAGAUGCCAAGUUAAAAGAUGCGCCCGAUUUGUUAAACGCCGACGUGGAAGCGUUGACGGCGCAUUUCGCCGCCUCUCGUCUGUCGUAUUCGACCCAGGCUUUACCCGUCAACGUUCUGCUGGACACUCUCGUACGACCCAGUGUCGACAUCGAUGAGACCGACACCGCGUCCAAUGUUGAGUGGCGCCGUGUACCUGAAAAGGCCCUCCCGCACCUCGUUUUUGGGAAGCCGUCAUAUCCGGGGGGUCAAUGGACCGAAGAUCCCCACGGGGCCAGCUGGGAUAUCCAAACUCUGAGCUAUGCGGCGAUGCUGUCGCUCCCCGGCUACUCUUUUGCAGACCACCAUAAGAAGACCACCGGUCAGGAACUACCGACGUUCACGCGGCCGACGAGGCGCGAGAUCGCCGGCUACUUCCGUGCAUACCCCACGGCGGUCCACAUCGACGAUGUCUUCCGAUGUGGGGAAGAGCUGGAAGGCAUCACCCGCACAACCGAAGGGUUCUACAUUCGGUCCCACAACAUUCGUUGUAAGCGUUUGGUGCUAGCGAGUGGCAUUUUCUCGGAAUUGCUGCCGCCUGCGCCAAUCCUGCGGCCGUUGCUUCAAACCCGAUCUACGCCGGAAACUCCACUCCUCGUCAUCGGGUCUGGUUUCUCCGCCGCGGAUGCAAUUAUAUCUGCCUCACCUGACCAAAACAUAUUGCAUAUUUUCAGAUGGUCUCCCGAGGAUCGCCCCUCGCCGCUCCGGAGCUGUCACCAACGGGCAUACCCGGAAUAUGCCGGUGUGUAUCGAUUAAUGAAGCGAGCCGCCCUUGCCGCAAACACGACAUCCAAGAAUCAGCGGCCCAAAAACCGCCGCGGCACUUCCACCUCGUUUUUGGAAAGCCGAAAUUGGGACGACUUAUACGAAGGCGUGUGCAAUGUUGAGAUCACCGACGUGGAAGUGGAAAAUGGCUUGGCUCGAGUCAACUUUCACCGUGCGGACGGUUCCACGUUCACCCGGUCUGUGCGGGGUCUCGUAUACGCUGCUGGCCGCCGGGGUUCCUUGGACUAUUUGGAUUCCAAGCUACGAUCCGAAGUCCUAGGCCAUGAAUCGGACGAUUCGACUGUAUCGGGCCAGACUCUUCGCGUGAAAGCGACUGAAGAUCUGCAAGUUGCUCCCGGUGUUUAUAUCAUCGGAAGUCUGACCGGUGACUCGCUGGUCCGCUUUGCCUACGGUGGAUGUGUCUCUACUGCUGGUCAUUUACUUUGUGAUCGAGAUGCCGACAGGGAAAUACGUAGCAUGGCAAGCAGUGUCGUGUCAACUCGCCCUCCAUCUUCCUCCCUCGCUGUGAUGAAUGGAAUGGACGGCCAUCAUAUCUAUCCCAACACCGGGUCUGAUCUGACAAGAGAGGAUACGUUCAGCAAGGUUCUGACGGCGACAUCAUCCACAACUGCGAAGAGCUGGUGGAAAACACUGGCGCAGAUGUGGAAGGAGCUAACACAAUAG